This is a messenger RNA of Phoenix dactylifera (date palm), 1117 nucleotides long. RefSeq names its product protein SOB FIVE-LIKE 5-like. Gene Ontology annotation, biological process: cytokinin biosynthetic process. The record is from RefSeq and is a predicted model, not a curated record. NCBI's taxonomy places the organism in Eukaryota, Viridiplantae, Streptophyta, Magnoliopsida, Arecales, Arecaceae.
CCCCCCCCCCCUUCUUCUACUACCAUCCUCUCCCCCAUCUUUUGUACCGCUGCAAGUGUAGUGUGUUGGAGAGCAUUACAAGCGCGCGCGCAGAGGGAAAGGAGGGGGAAAAAAUAGAAAGUGAGAGAGAAGAGUGUCUCCAAAGUCCCGUUACUCCCCAUUGAUCAAAUGAUGCUGGGGGUGGAGGAAGAGGAGAGUUCGGAGUGCAGCAGUGGAUGCCAGUCUGGUGGACCAUGUACUUGGACCAGUCCUAUGAGCCCGCAACCUCUCUUCCCUUCCAAAAAGCUGGCUGUAUUGAGCAAGAGGAGGAAAUGGAAGAGGAGGAGGAGGAGGAGGACUUAUCUAUGGUCUCUGAUGCAUCUUCUGGGCCACCCCAUUUCCGUGAGGAAGAUUACAACUGCUACUGUUCUCACUCCAACACUUGCUACAAUGGCAAUGGUUGCCUGUUCUAUGCCUCCACCCUUCCAACUGCCUCGGCUGCUGCAUUGGCCGGGAAUGGUGACAAGAGGAGGAGAGUGGAGAGUAAACAACAGAGGGAGUCUGCCUCUCUCUUGGAUGACACUGCCAGCUCCCCUCUCUUCAGCUUCCCCGAUGUAUGUAUGCUCUUUGCUAUUUCUUCCUCUUCCCUUGGUCUCAUGCUCUUCACAUUUGGGUUGUUAUCUCUUCAGACCAGCUUCAAUGCCGCCACCAACAAUGUGAAGGCUUCCGUGGAGAAUGUUUUGGAGUUCUCUUGUGGCUUCUCUGCCACCCAUUUUAAGGGAAAGUCUGCAUUGCAGAAGCAAAUGGGUUACCUGCAUUCCUCUGCUCCUGUGAAGCCAACUCCUGCAAGACCAGUCUGCAGGGAUGAAAGUGAGAAGAAGAUUUGGUGACAAGUUUCAUUCUCCUUGUUCUGAAGGGAAAUAGAUGGAAGAAUAUGUACAGAUCUCCAAGAGAUCUUUCUUUGGCCUUCUUUUAUUUAUUUUUCCUUUGUCCCUGCUAUUUUGCUUUUUUCCUGUCAAUGCAGUGGGAAACAACCUGAGCAAAAGGGAGGAGAAAAUAAAGAUUGCCUUUGUUUUGUUUUCAUUGAAUCCUUUGUCAUGAAAUGGGGUAACAAAAUGGAGCUUGUGGGUUCUGUUCA